AUGACUGAAUAUUCAAGUGUCAAUGGAUUUAGUUCAAUUGUUGAUAAUCAUAAACGUUCUACCCUAAUGAAUUUACAACGACUCAGUAUAAACAUUAAUCGAAAAAGCUUAAUCCCAUUUUUCGAUAUAAUACAUAAACGUUCUCAAUCCACAUCAGUUGCAAUAUGUAAAACUCAAGAUAGUAGACAGUCAAUUCAAACUGCAGGAUUUCAAUUUCUUUCACAUCAAACCUACUAUCCUUUAAUGAUCGAUGCAAUAACAAGACAGUUGGAUCUUAUUGAAAAAUUUGUCACCAUGAUUGAACAAAUGAUAACUGCAAAACAAUCGUAUUAUAUGGCAGUGAAAGAUAUUUGUGCAACCUUCAUUGAAAGUAAAAAGGAUAUGGAUUGUGUAAAAAAUGACCAAAACAAUGAAAUUUUUCAUGAUCUUUGGGUGAAAUUUAUUGAAAAGUCACAGAAAGAAGUUGAGCUUCAUGAAGUUAUUGUUCAUGAGACCAAAACCAAAGUAGUAGCACCUUUACAAUGGAUUGUUAAGCAUAGGAGGCAACAGAUUUCACGUUUGAAAGAUUUUCGUACUGUAACUGAUUCAACUCUUCAACAGUGUACUGAAAGAAUUGAUGAGUUACACGGAAAUUAUUCAGAACUUUAUAGAAUCCAUCGUGAAGUUUUACAAACUAAGGCCAUAAAGGACUUAAUGAAUGCGCAUAACUCUUAUGUACUUCAAUUGCAUAUGACAAAUACAAUGAAAGAGUAUUACCAUAACCUUAUCUUACCACAAUUAAUGCAGGAAUUUGAAACAAUAGUCAGAGAGAAUACAAUGGAAUUUGGACAGAUUUUUGAUUACUAUUGUUCAAUUCAUACAAAUAUGUAUGAUCAACUCAUUUACAAUAUUCAUGAUGUUCAAUUUCAAGUUAAAGAAAUGUCUCCGGAUGCAAUUGUAGCUUUAAUUGUAAACAAUUUAAAUAAAAAUCAAAACCCUUCACAUUGGCAGCUUAUUGAAUACCUUCCACCAGACUGUGACUGUCCUGAAAUUCUAUGCUCAGAUAAUAUAAUUGUAGAUAAUUUAGUGAAAGUGGAAUUACAAACAAAAUUUAAUCAAUUGAAACGUCAAUUUGCAGAGAUUUCAUCAUUUAUGCAACAAAAUAUCAAUAUUGUACAUACAUUGAAAACAUUAGAAAAAAGAAUUAACUUUGAUAAUCCAGCAGGACAUACUAAUAUCAAGGAGCAGGAUGAUAUUUAUCGUAAAGAAGAUGAAAUACGUAAAGCAAAAAUAGCGCUGGCUGGAAUUGAAGUUCAAAUUAUUAUAGUAAGCUUAAAGGACAAAAUGCUGAAUACCAAAUGUAAUUUAACUGAGAUGAUGACAUUUUUACUAGUUAUUUUCAUUGAAUUACAAGUCUAUAUGACUUUGUAUAAUUCAACGAUGCCAAGCAAUUAUUGUUUAAAUGCUGAAUGUGGAAAAAAAGAAAAGAAAACUGAGUGA
Molecule: messenger RNA, 1479 nt
Organism: Heterobilharzia americana
Lineage: Eukaryota; Metazoa; Platyhelminthes; Trematoda; Strigeidida; Schistosomatidae
Source: the annotation of a GenBank genome assembly